Molecule: messenger RNA, 958 nt
Organism: Paramecium sonneborni
Lineage: Eukaryota; Ciliophora; Oligohymenophorea; Peniculida; Parameciidae
Source: the annotation of a GenBank genome assembly
AUUCAUUUUAAUAUUUACGUCUAAUGCUUCCAAUAUAUCCCUUAGCUUCACACUCCAAGCAAUAAGAGCUUUAGAAUAAAAGGUCUUCCAAAAUUUUGCAAAAACCUAUAGCCAAAUAAAAAAGUAAACUUGUCAAAUCAAGUAAAUGUAAUCAUGAUUCAUUAAUUUAGUUCAUUUCAAACAAAAAGAUAAAGGACAAUAGUUAUACUAAAUUGCUUAGAUAGAAAGAAUGACUAAAUCAAACUCAAAUAUUGGAUAUAAAUGUCGAUAAUUAGGUGCAUUAUUUAUCGAUUAGUUUUUAAUGAAAGGUUAAAUAUUAGAAAGGUAAUACAACAAAGAAUCAGCUGAAUAUAAGCUAUCAUUUAUUACUUAAAAUACUGGAAUCUAAAGUAGAGAUAAUUUAGAAAAUGACGAAAUGUUGCAUUUUUACAAACUAUUACCUUGUGAAAUGAUAACAGAAAAAAAUAGAAAUACAUUUUAAGAUAAGAUUACUAGACCUUAUGAAUGCUUUAAUUUUUUAUUUAUUGAUGAAAAAUUAGUUGGAAUUAAAAAAAAAAUGAACUUUGAUUUGCUUAGAAUGAUAGGCAUAAAUGAAGAAAUUUUAGAUGAUUAUGUUUAAAAAGAGAAUUAACUUCCAGUAUUUUGGAAUAUUUCCAAUUUUAUUUAGAUAAAAGAGGGAAUUUACUAUACUAAUUUAAUAAAUUUUCAAGGUGAAAUUUUCGUAUCCCAGAUCGAAAUCAAAAAAUUCAUAUAAACAAAUUCUUGUUAAAAGAUAUCCCAUUAAUUUCUAUAUUUUAUUUAUAAUUGUGAUAGAAGUCAAUUAAAUGUCAACCAAAUUGAGAAAAAUUUUAUAAAUUAUUUUUAGUUAUAAGCCCUACCCUUAAUACAAUAAAUUUCAAUACAUAAGUCAAGAAUAAUGAAACCAUGCCUGAUUAAACCAAUAAAAGAUUUUAAGUGA